Messenger RNA from Zingiber officinale, 2220 nucleotides. RefSeq names its product AP2-like ethylene-responsive transcription factor AIL1. Bases 1 to 2118 code for a protein of 705 amino acids. Gene Ontology annotation, molecular function: DNA binding; DNA-binding transcription factor activity. Gene Ontology annotation, biological process: regulation of DNA-templated transcription. The record is from RefSeq and is a predicted model, not a curated record. The transcript is spliced from 9 exons. NCBI's taxonomy places the organism in Eukaryota, Viridiplantae, Streptophyta, Magnoliopsida, Zingiberales, Zingiberaceae.
AUGGCUUCCAUGAACAACUGGCUAGCCUUCUCUCUUUCCUCGCAAGACCUGCCUAAUUCCUCACAGACCCCUCAUCUCAUCUCCGUGGCCGCGGCCACCGACGUCUCCGGUGAUUGCUACGUCGACGACCCUCCUAUGGGGAUACCCACCCUCCGAAAUGACGACGCCUCCUUCGGUAUCUUGGAGGCGUUCCACCGACCUCAGCAGCAAGCCCCUGACUGGAACCUGAAGAGCUUGGAUUUCAAGGGCGCCGGCGCAUCGUCGGAGCUGUCGAUGCUGGUUGGGUCUAGCAGCAGCUACCAGAACCUGCACGCCGGCAUCCACGAUGACAGCCGGCCCAAACUCGAAGAUUUCCUCGGCGGAAACAGCUCCUUCUCCGAUCACGACCAGAAAGUGCUACCAGAUCAGUACAUGUUCUCCAACGCCUCCUCGUCGUUCCCGGUGCAAGACGCCUCUAUAUUAGCGCAUGACCAUGCAGCCGGGGGCUUGGUCCACGCCGUCCGAUCCUCCCCCAGCAGCAGCAGCAACAACAACAACUCUAUCGGGCUGUCGAUGAUCAAGACGUGGUUAGGCAACCAACCGACCGGCGCCGUCGUCCUCCACCAGCAACACGCCCACAACAGAAGCAAUAACAACCACGAGACGGCGCCGGCGGCCGGAGCUAGCAGUAGUAGCGCGGGCAACGCGAUGAACGCCGCAUAUGGGAACACGCAGGCGCUGUCGUUGUCGAUGAGCACGGGAUCGCAGCCCAACUGCGGCGGUACAAGCCUGCCGCUGCUGCCGACGGCCGCAAUGAGCGGCGCGGGAGGGGGCGAGAGCUCAUGCGCCAACGACAAGCAGAAAGGGGUGGGCGGUGGACAGCUCGAUGCUCAAACUGGUGCAAUCGAGGCGGUUUCAAGGAAGCCAGUCGACACGUUUGGGCAAAGAACUUCCAUUUACCGGGGAGUCACAAGGCAUAGAUGGACAGGUAGAUAUGAAGCUCAUCUAUGGGACAACAGUUGCAAAAGAGAAGGGCAAACACGCAAAGGAAGACAAGUCUAUUUAGGAGGAUAUGACAAAGAAGACAAGGCUGCUAGGGCAUAUGACUUGGCUGCUCUCAAGUAUUGGGGUCCCACUACCACUACAAAUUUCCCAAUAAGCAACUAUGAGAAAGAGUUGGAGGAAAUGAAACACAUGACAAGGCAGGAAUUUGUUGCAUCUCUGAGGAGAAAGAGCAGUGGAUUCUCUAGGGGUGCAUCUAUCUAUCGUGGAGUUACUAGGCAUCACCAGCAUGGAAGAUGGCAAGCAAGGAUAGGAAGAGUAGCAGGAAACAAGGAUCUCUACUUGGGAACUUUCAGCACGCAGGAAGAGGCCGCCGAGGCGUACGAUAUCGCGGCGAUCAAGUUCCGGGGCCUCAACGCGGUGACCAACUUCGACAUGAGCCGCUACGACGUCAAGAGCAUCCUGGAGAGCAACACCCUCCCCAUCGGCGGCGCGGCGAAGCGGCUCAAGGACGUGGCCGCCGCCGGCGACGAGCCUUCGGAAGCCAGCGUCCAUGGCCACUUGAUCCGAGCUGCCGCAGACGACCACCACCAUCACCACCUCCUCGGCCCUAGCGGACACUUCGACACCGGCGGGUAUUGCUGGCCCACCAUCGCCUUUCACCAGCCUCCGCCGGCGGAGCCGGCCCCUCUCGCCCUCCAGUACCACCCCUACCCUCCGCCGCCGCAGCGGGGGUGGUGCAAGCCGGAGCAGGACGCGGCGCACGGCAUGCACGACCUCCAUCAGUUCCACUUGACCAACGCGCACAACUUCUUCCACCACUCAGCGCCGGACAACGCCGUUCUCCACAACUUGGUCGGCUUGGACCCUUCAUCCUCGUCUCUCGAGCCCGGAAAUGGGUCGAACUCGGCGAUCUAUAACGCCGGUGGCUACCAGGGCGGUGGCUACGUGAUGCCGAUGCCCCCGGCGGAUCACCAAGGCAUGGACACCGACGGCAACGCUUAUUAUCUGGCGCAGCACUUAGACACCAAUAACGCCACAUGGAUGUCAGGCCAAGCAACGAUUUCCAGGCCAGCCGCCGGUGGCCAUGGCAUCGCCGGAACUCCACUCUUCAGGGUGUGGAAUAACGAUGCAUGAGGAAUUGAGCACGUACGUCGUACGGGAGUUAGCUAGCACAAUUAAGUUAUUAAUUCCUCUUUCACUGCUCUCAAUUUGGUAGUUUAGGCCGUUUAAUCCUUU